Messenger RNA from Drosophila kikkawai, 2071 nucleotides. Lineage: Eukaryota; Metazoa; Arthropoda; Insecta; Diptera; Drosophilidae. The record is from RefSeq and is a predicted model, not a curated record.
GAACUUCGAGAGAUCUUUUGAAAUUCCCCAAUUAAUUUAAUAUCGUAGCGUCAGUUCUUGUUGUUGGCGUCUUCGAACCACUUGGCAGAGCCAAACAAUUUUGCAAACAAUUUUAAUCUCAAACAUUCGCGCUCUCUAUUUUUCGUUGUUCGUGUGUGUUCGUGUGUGCUGCGCCGCAAAAGCAACUUAAUUAAAUAAAUUAAAUAUUCAAGUGAUCAAUUAAUACAAAAAAGGCCAAAAAUAUGUUGGAUGUUCCCCAUGAAGCCAAGGUGCGCGGCCACCAGCGAGCUCCCUCCGAUUCAAAGGAGUUCCAUGAGGUGACCAAGCGGGAUGCCCUGCGUUUGCUGGAGAACGAUGUGGACCGUCUGCUGCAGACCACGGAGCCGGCACGUCAGCCGGCGCUCAGGGCGGAGUUGGGACGCUUUGCGGACCUCUUUGGACGCUUCUUGCAGGAGGAGGGUCCCGCAUUGGAUUGGAACAAAAUCCAGAAACUGCCCGAGAAUGCCGUGAUGAACUACUCGAAUCUCAAGUUGCCCAAGAAUGAGCAGAAUGAGAUCCGCAACAUGCUGGACAAGUUGGUGGUCAUCAAGCUGAACGGUGGUCUGGGUACCUCGAUGGGUUGCCAUGGUCCCAAGAGCGUUAUACCCGUGAGAUCGGAUCUGACCUUCCUCGAUUUGACGGUGCAGCAGAUUGAGAAUUUGAACAAGACUUACGAUGCCAAUGUGCCGCUGGUCCUGAUGAACUCCUUCAACACCGAUGAGGACACCGAGAAGAUUGUGCGCAAGUACAAGGGCUUCAGGGUGCAGAUCCACACCUUCAACCAGAGCUGCUUCCCGCGCAUCAGUCGCGAACACUUUUUGCCGGUGGCCAAGGACGUUGAUGUCGAGAAGGAUAUGGAGGCUUGGUAUCCCCCUGGUCACGGUGACUUCUACGACACCUUCCGCAACUCUGGCCUGCUGAAGAAGUUCAUCGAGGAGGGACGAGAGUAUUGCUUCUUGUCCAACAUUGAUAACCUGGGCGCCACCGUUGAUCUGAAUAUACUUAACAAGCUGGUGGGCGAGGAGCGGGCCACCACUCCCGUGGAGUUUGUCAUGGAGGUCACUGAUAAGACCCGUGCUGACGUUAAGGGUGGUACCCUCAUCCAAAUGGAGAACAAACUGCGACUGCUGGAAAUCGCCCAGGUGCCGCCAGAGCACGUGGAUGACUUCAAGUCCGUCAAGACCUUCAAGUUCUUCAACACCAACAAUAUCUGGGCCAAUCUGGCAGCCAUUGAUCGCGUUUUGCGUGAGAAGACCUUGAACAUGGAGAUCAUUGUGAAUAACAAAACGCUGGAGAACGGAACCCGUGUCGUUCAGCUGGAGACUGCUGUGGGUGCGGCUAUGAAGUGCUUUGAUGGCGCCAUCGGCAUCAAUGUGCCCCGUUCCCGUUUCUUGCCCGUGAAGAAGUCUUCGGAUUUGCUGCUGGUCAUGUCCAAUCUGUAUACUUUGAAGAACGGCAGCCUGGUGAUGUCGCCGCAGCGCAUGUUCCCCACCACGCCACUGGUUAAGCUGGGCGAGAAUCACUUCUCCAAGGUGAAGGAGUUCCUGGGACGCUUUGCCAACAUCCCGGACAUAAUUGAGCUGGAUCACUUGACUGUGAGCGGUGAUGUGACCUUCGGACGUGGCGUUUCCCUACGCGGCACUGUGAUUAUCAUUGCCAAUCAUGGCGAUCGUAUUGAUAUACCCGCCGGUGCCAUUCUAGAGAACAAGAUCGUGUCCGGCAAUAUGCGCAUCUUGGAUCACUAAUCCUGAGUCCUUUUUAACUGCAGGAUUGUCUCACUAACCGUAGCCUAAUUUUCUAAGUUUUAUGUAGUCGCGUUCCAAAAUUUCCAAAUUACGAAUUUCGUUUAGCCAAUUGUUGUAAGCACAAAGUGUGUCUGUAGUCUGUAUAUAUCGUUAAGUUGAAAUCAAACCACGUACAUCGCAAUCUGUUUUUCAAAAAUAUAUUAGCAGUAGUCAUCGUUCGAUUGAGAUAUCAAAAAAGAGAGCAACAAGUUGUUAAAACUCAAUAAAGGCAUGUUUAUUUCUAUAAA